Gordionus sp. m RMFG-2023 is the source of this 1558-nucleotide messenger RNA. RefSeq lists its product as uncharacterized. Lineage: Eukaryota; Metazoa; Nematomorpha; Gordioida; Chordodea; Parachordodidae. The coding region runs from base 193 to 1158 and encodes 321 amino acids. The record is from RefSeq and is a predicted model, not a curated record. Gene Ontology annotation, molecular function: rRNA binding. Gene Ontology annotation, biological process: maturation of LSU-rRNA from tricistronic rRNA transcript (SSU-rRNA, 5.8S rRNA, LSU-rRNA). Gene Ontology annotation, cellular component: nucleolus. The transcript has 5 exons.
GCAAUACGACAAAACGCCUAAUUCAUAAUCUUCAUACGAAUUGGAGGGACGAUACCGAUUUUUUAAUAUAUUUAUGACCAAUAAAGUCAAAUAAAUCAGUUGUGCAAAUGACAAUUAUAUGAGUUGAACCCAAAUCAAAGAAUAAUUUAAAUUGAACCUGACUAAACCCAUUCCUUUUGGUCACUUAAAUAUAUGCCUAAUUAUACAUCAGGUGAUAUAACGAAAUCGUUAUUUGGAUAUGUCGAUAAUAAAACAACUCUUUCUGAAAUUUUUUCAAAGGCUAAGGUUUUAAAAGAGCCUAUAGAUGUAACGAAUCAAAAAAAACUAAAGAAACAUGCUAAGAAAAUUAUUCUCUGUGAUAAUACAAGUGUGGAUAAUGUCGCCUUUACAUUAUUUGUUGGAAAUAUACCUAAAGAGACAUCAAAAAAAGACCUUAUCAAGUUAUUAAAGCCUCACGGGAAAAUAUUGAAUUGUAGAUUCCGAUCCAUGCCUUUAAUUUCUAAAUCAACCGCCUAUCUCCCUAACAUGAAUAAGGAUGUAUCGAAAAAUUCGGCUAUAUCUCCUAUCACUUCUUUGUUAUCCCUUAAAAUAGCCGCAAAAAUAAGCCAAAAUAAUAACCCUGACAAGGAACAAUAUUUUCAUUCUUCCAGAACGAAUAAAAACGCUUACGUCAAUUUUGAAUCCAAUCAAUCUGUAAUCGAAGCUAUCCGAGCAUUAAAUGGCUUUUAUUUCAAAGGUACACAUCAUUUACGAUUAGACAAAGUCAAAUCAAUAACUUUAGUAAUAAAAAAGCAACUCAAUGCUAACGAUUCGAUUACACAUGGAAUCGUUAAAUAUGAUGAUAAGAGGACAAUAUUUUUGGGAAAUUUACCCACCAUGAAUUGCGAAGAGGAAGAUAUCUGGAAUUUAUUUCAAGAAAAGUAUGAAUUACCUAUCGAAGCUGUGCGAAUUAUCAGGAAUAAGGAUGCUGUAAAAGGCACUGGAUGCGGAUUUGUGUUGUUUAAAAGCUCUGAUUCAGUUCCUAUCGCUUUACUCAUGGACGAAAAGCAAAAAAUUAAUGGAAGAGUUAUCCGAAUCAAAAAGUGUGCCAAGCCUAAAAACGUAUGUAUUGUGAAACGAAAAAACACUAAGAAUGCACACAAAAGAAAUUCUGUUUAACUUGUUAUGUCAAUAAUGUUGUUAUGUUGUAUAUUUACAUAUAAUAAAUUUCAUACUGAAAAUUUAAUUCGUUUUCCUCUCUCUUUAAAAAGUAACUAAUCUUUAACCUAUAUUUUUUACAAUUAUGCAAUAUAAAAUGAAUAAAGAAAUUGGCUAAGAAAUCAUUUUAUUAUAAAUAUACCAAGGCAUUUUACUUAAUACUUGAAUAUAAAAUUUGCUUAGGUUAAUUACUGAUAGAAAAUUAAAGAGAAAGUUUAUUUAUGUAAUAUAUAUAGUAAUAGUUACUAUUACUCAUUUUGAAUUUUUAAAUCCCACUCCCCUUAGUGAUAGAUGUGAAAUAAUAUUUUAUUUAAUAUAAUAAAUAUCAGAUUUGAAAUACAAAGUCAUGGUAUUAUUAUAA